This is a messenger RNA of Caenorhabditis elegans, 465 nucleotides long. RefSeq lists its product as uncharacterized. The coding region runs from base 1 to 465 and encodes 154 amino acids. The transcript is spliced from 3 exons. Lineage: Eukaryota; Metazoa; Nematoda; Chromadorea; Rhabditida; Rhabditidae. The record is from RefSeq and is marked reviewed.
AUGACGAAGAAGUUCAAAAAAAAAAGAAUUUUCCUCAGAGUUCCUCUCUCCUUCCUCACUCUUCACACAAGUAUUAAAUGCACGGGUACUACUGAUAAAACUGUAUUCUCCCACACUACAAUGCCGUCUCUUCGAGAUAUCUGUCCAGGACUUCCGUUCACUUAUUUGAACAUGUUCAUCACAGUUUUCGCAUUUUUUCACAGUUACGAGCUUUUCGUGAUCAACUUGCUUGUAAUUUUGGACACUCUUUUUUUACUUCCGAAAAGUGAAAAAAUCCGCGAGCAGAACAAGUAUGAACUGAUAAUGUUUGUCUUGGUCCCGUUUAUUUGGUCGCUGUGUAUUCACUCGAUUCUGUCGUUCGGAUCAACAGAUACAAUCCUCUUGAAAAUCGCAUUCGGUUAUAAUUGUAUUGUUCUUGGUAUCUACAGUUUUCUAUCAAUUACUUUGGUCGUCAUUUCCUUUUAG